AUGGCGGGGUGGAUCGCUUGGGUGUUUACCUUCACCUUCCAGGUCAUUCCCCGCGGUCUGUACUGGUUGAUUACCUUCACCACUAUCACAUUGCCCACAUGGCUUUUUACGCUCUUUUCAAUGAGCUUGACCUUCACCAUGAAUUUCACCACCCUCAUGUUGAUCUUCCUCGGUGUGGUCUCGACAGUGAGCUGGUUCAUUCGUUACCGGUUCAUGAACAUGUAUAGUCGCCUGCCCCCGGAGCCCCAGCGCAAAGAAGCCCAGGUCGAUCUCUUCCCCGAUAUCCAAGAAGGAGACUCCAAACCAGGAUUGGCCAACUAUCUCGACGAAUUCCUAAGCGCAAUUAAAGUCUUUGGAUACCUCGAACGACCGGUCUUUCACGAAUUGACCCGGACGAUGCAGACGAGAAAACUCAUCGCGGGAGAGACAUUGAUGCUGGAGGAAGAGAAAGGGUUCUGCUUGGUGGUCGAUGGCUUGGUCCAGAUCUUUGUCAAGUCAACCCGCGAGGGCAAGAAUGGCACGGAAGAGAACCUACACAUGAAUGAUGGGACGUCGGAUGACGAGGAGCAUAAUCUGGAUGGUCGCCAGGGAUAUCAGCUGCUGACGGAGGUGAAGAACGGCGCAUCUAUGUCGUCGCUCUUCUCUAUCCUGCAGCUAUUCACAGAAGAUAUCCAAAUGCGAAAUGUGCGGAGCUCUAGCUCCAGUGCAUCAAGUGUCGCAACACCUCAUACACCACGAGCUCCCGAUUCUGUACCAGUGAGUCCAGGUGUCGACAUGAUGGGGAGUCCACAGGCCAUGGCAAGAGACAAUGCCGACUCGACCCUUGGUCUGAAUGGGCUUACCAGUGAUGCAUUACCAGCAGUCCCUCCAUUGCAUCUGGGGGAGAGUCAUGCUCACCUCCCUACCAACCCCCUACAACCCCCUUUCAUAAAGUCGUCGUCUAAGCGACGAAAGUCAGUACAUCCAGAUAUUGUGGCUCGAGCUACAGUAGAUACAACCAUUGCUAUUAUUCCUGCUAGUGCAUUUCGCCGUUUAACUCGAGUCUAUCCAAGAGCGACCGCACAUAUUGUGCAAGUUAUUCUGACACGUCUCCAGCGCGUGACAUUUGCCACGGCGCACUCUUAUCUGGGCCUAACUACCGAUGUUCUGGGAAUUGAGCGACAGAUGGCCAAGUAUACCACUUGGGACUUACCAAAUGACCUUCGGGGGAGUGCCUUGGACCGGUUGAAAAACAAGUUCAUGCAGGAGCGGGACCGCCUUGGACCUGAAGAGGUUGUCAAGGGUAUCGCGCUACAUAAUCCAGCCGUGGGACGGCGUCGCCGAUCGAGCAGUUCGCUCCGAAAAGAAGCCAUUUUACAAGCACGUAUGAAUGGCGGAAAUCAACCUGUCGCUCUGACACCCCAGCGACCACCAACACUUCGUCCUAUUGACAGAGACUCCAAUGGAGUCAGCCCUGGCGAUCUUUUAUCCACAAUUCAGCUCUCCAGGUUUGGUCCACGCUUCGAUCAUCUGGGUCCUCGUAUUCAAAGCCCGUUGACGGAGCGAGAACGUCCUCUUUUCCGACCUGCUGCGAGAAUGGAUGGCACUUCGUCCUCUCCGUUCCAGCGCAAAGAAUCUAUUGACGAGGACACACUAUUCCGUGAAUCGAUACUGGAAUGUAUGAUGAAGGGAAUUGGUCUGACUGAAAGCACGAGCGAUGCUCUUCGCAAGGGGAGCCAUGCCUCAGGCGAUGCAUCUCCUAGGUUACUAUCUUACGAUUCUCGGCGCCAAAAAGCCGUUUUCUCCAAUGCAUUUGGUUUCAUUGAUCCCUAUGAAGGAUCUGGGGAUGGUGAAACAGAAUCUAUGAUGUCUAUGUCUGUCACUAGUGCUGGUGGAACCUCUCCAGUAAUCAACCUGCGGGAGGAGCUGCGCCACGAGAUUGAAGUCGUCUACUUCCCACAGGGCUCAGUACUUGUUGAACAGGGCGAGCGCCAUCCGGGUCUUUACUAUGUGAUUGAUGGAUUUUUAGAUGUUGGAAUCCCUGUCAAUGAACGAGGCGAUGACCUUGUUGGCUCGUCGCGUCCUUCAGUAACACCCGCACAGGAGGAGCUUUUCCCCAAGCUGGGUCGCAGUGCCACAGGUUCUUCUUCUCGCACCCCGGGCACGCCAGGCACAAAUGAGUCUCGCCGUAAGCCACAGUCACGCAAGUCCCUCUAUUUGAUCAAGCCAGGUGGUAUGCAGGGAUAUGUGGGUGCCCUCGCAUCCUAUCGCUCAUACACAGACGUUGUUGCCAAAACGGACGUCUACGUGGGAUUUCUGCCUCGUGCAUCUUUGGAGCGGAUCGCUGAUCGGUACCCGAUUGCUUUACUGACGCUGGCCAAGCGACUGACAAGUCUUCUCCCGCGUUUACUGCUGCAUAUUGACUUUGCGCUCGAGUGGGUACAGGUAGGCGCCGGACAGGUCAUUUACCACCAAGGAGACGAAAGUGAUGCGAUCUAUCUUGUAUUGAAUGGCCGCUUGAGAUCUGUCUUGGAAGGCCCCAAUGGCAAGAUGAAUGUGAUUGGUGAAUAUGGCCAAGGCGAGAGUGUAGGUGAGCUGGAGGUCAUGACUGAAUCUACUCGACCAGCCACUUUACAUGCUAUCCGAGAAACCGAGCUGGCCAAGUUCCCUCGGUCUUUGUUUAACAGCUUGGCACAGGAGCAUCCUGGGAUCACUAUCCAAGUAUCCAAGUUGAUUGCCCAGCGUAUGCGGGAUUUGGUGGAACAUCCUCUUUCUGAAAAGGGCCUGGAACAAGGUCAUGUCGGGGGCGUCCAGACUGCGACCUCAACAGUCAAUCUUCGCACGGUCGCUAUUCUACCAGUCACUGCCGGCGUUCCUGUUGUUGAGUUCGGCCACCGACUUCUUAAUGCUUUGCACCAGAUUGGUGUGACGAGGGGCGUUACCUCUCUCAACCAGGCUGCGAUUCUGAACCAUUUGGGCCGACACGCUUUCAGUAAGAUGGGCAAGCUCAAAUUGUCUCAGUAUUUGGCGGAUUUGGAAGAGAGGUACAGUCUGGUCCUAUACAUUGCAGACACCAAUGUCAAUGCGCCAUGGACACAGACAUGUAUCGCACAGGCGGAUGCCAUCCUGCUUGUUGGUCUUGCAGAGGCCUCGCCCAGAAUUGGAGAAUACGAACGAUUUCUGCUCGGCAUGAAGACGACUGCUCGUAAAGAGUUGGUCCUCUUGCAUUCAGAGCGGUACUGCUCGCCCGGACUGACCCGUCGCUGGCUCAAGAACCGACUGUGGAUCAAUGGAGGUCAUCAUCACAUACAAAUGGCGUUCCGGCUAACAGCCGAGCCCUCUCAUCCUCAAAUCAAGAAGUUUGGAACCGUUCUGAAGCAACGUGUUCAAAUCCUGCAAGCCGAGAUUCAAAAGUACACCUCACGACGGAUUCAGCAGUCGCCGAUGUAUUCACCACAGACCCCAUUCAAGGGCGAUUUCCACCGUUUGGCCCGAAGACUUUGUGGUAAAUCUGUUGGACUGGUCCUCGGCGGAGGAGGCGCACGCGGCAUAGCUCAGGUUGGUGUGAUCAAAGCACUCGAGGAAGCUGGCAUUCCGCUCGAUAUUAUCGGCGGUACUUCAAUUGGUUCAUUCAUUGGAGCUCUGUAUGCCCGCGACGCAGACGUGGUACCCAUGUACGGCCGCGCAAAGAAAUUCUCAGGGCGCAUGGGAAGCAUGUGGCGAUUUGCGUUGGAUCUGACAUAUCCCACGGUCUCGUACACCACAGGCCACGAAUUCAACCGGGGAAUCUUUAAGACCUUUGGUGAUAGUCAGAUCGAAGAUUUCUGGCUCGAGUUUUACUGUAACACGACUAAUAUUAGUCGCUCUCGCGCGGAGUACCAUUCAUCUGGCUAUGUUUGGCGGUAUGUGCGUGCUUCGAUGUCACUAGCUGGCUUGAUUCCUCCUAUCUGCGAUGAGGGCAGUAUGCUACUAGAUGGUGGAUACAUCGACAAUCUCACAGUCGCACAUAUGAAGAGUCUGGGUGCAGAUGUUAUCUUUGCCGUGGACGUGGGUUCCCUCGAUGACAAUACACCACAGGGGUACGGCGACUCGCUCUCUGGGUUCUGGUCGAUGCUCAACCGCUGGAACCCCUUCUCAUCUAUCCCGAAUCCACCUACGCUGUCUGAAAUCCAAGCCCGAUUGGCAUAUGUCUCAUCUAUCGAUAAUCUGGAACGAGCUAAGAAUUUAUCGGGGUGUCUCUACAUGCGUCCGCCAAUUGACCCAUAUGGUACUUUGGACUUUGGCAAGUUUGAUGAGAUUUACCAGGUGGGAUAUGCAUAUGGAAAGGAAUUCCUGGAUCGGCUCAAGAAUGAAGGAUCCCUUCCGAUUCCUGAGGAGACUGAGGAAAAGCGGAAGUUACAGCGUACCAUGGCACCUCGACGAGCCAGUAUCUGA
Molecule: messenger RNA, 4413 nt
Organism: Penicillium malachiteum
Lineage: Eukaryota; Fungi; Ascomycota; Eurotiomycetes; Eurotiales; Aspergillaceae
Gene: nte1
Product: lysophospholipase
Exons: 2
Coding region: 1-4413 (1470 amino acids)
Biological process (GO): lipid metabolic process
Cellular component (GO): endoplasmic reticulum
Molecular function (GO): phosphatidylcholine lysophospholipase A1 activity
Source: RefSeq, a predicted model, not a curated record